CAAACUGAGAAGCUAGGAUUGCGCGUUUCAGUUGGUAUCAGUGUCGGUACAGAGGAGACUUAGCUGAACUACGAAUCAAUAUGGCCGUGCCUAUCUCAACCGUCGCGGAGACGAAGGAGCUCCGUGGUCUGAAUCUCAUUGCUGCUCAUUCGCAUAUCAGGGGACUUGGCGUCGAUGCGGACUCGCUUCAACCUAGAACAUCUUCUCAGGGUCUUGUAGGUCAGGAAAAGGCAAGGAAGGCGGCCGCGGUUAUAUUACAAAUGGUCAAGGAGGGCAAAAUUGCUGGUCGCGCAGUUCUCAUCGCAGGCCCUCCCAGCACAGGAAAGACAGCCAUUGCCAUGGGCAUGGCCCAGUCUCUUGGACCCGACGUCCCUUUCACAAUGCUCGCAGCCUCUGAGAUCUUCUCUAUGGAGAUGUCAAAGACCGAAGCACUUACACAAGCCUUCCGGAAAUCUAUUGGCGUCCGAAUCAAGGAGGAAAGUGAGAUCAUCGAGGGUGAAGUUGUGGAAAUCCAAAUCGAUCGCAGUGUUACUGGGGGAAACAAACAAGGGAAACUCACGAUCAAGACCACCGAUAUGGAGACGAUCUACGACAUGGGAACCAAAAUGAUUGACUCAAUGACAAAGGAGCGUGUGAUGGCCGGAGAUGUUAUCUCAAUUGACAAGUCAUCGGGAAAGAUCACGAAGCUUGGACGUUCCUAUGCUCGUUCUCGAGAUUAUGAUGCGAUGGGCGCCGAUACCAAGUUCGUCCAAUGCCCUGAAGGAGAACUUCAGGUCCGCAAGGAAAUCGUACAUACCGUCAGUCUCCAUGAGAUCGAUGUCAUCAACUCACGGACGCAAGGGUUUUUGGCCCUCUUCUCUGGUGACACCGGGGAAAUUAGAAGCGAGGUCAGAGAUCAGAUCAAUACCAAGGUGGCUGAAUGGAAGGAAGAGGGCAAGGCGGAAAUCAUUCCUGGAGUUUUGUUCAUUGACGAAGUGCACAUGCUCGAUAUUGAAUGCUUUUCCUACAUCAACCGCGCCCUGGAGGCGGAGCUUGCGCCCAUUGUUAUCAUGGCCAGCAACCGUGGUCAAGCGCGGAUCCGCGGAACCACAUACACCUCUCCCCAUGGACUACCCCUUGACUUCCUCGACCGUGUUGUCAUUGUCAGCACGCAGCCAUACUCUGCCGAUGAAAUCCGGCAAAUUCUUGCAAUCCGAGCACAGGAAGAAGAGAUCGACCUCUCGGCGGACGCUUUGGCUCUCUUGACUAAGAUUGGCGAGGAAUCGAAUCUCCGAUAUGCUAGCAAUAUCAUCACCACCUCUCAUCUCCUAAGUCAGAAGCGAAAGGCCAAAGAAGUUAGCAUUGACGAUGUACAGCGCAGCUACCGCUUGUUCUACGAUCCUGCCAGGAGUGUCAAGUUCGUCAAUGCAUAUGAACAGCGGUUCAUAGGGGAUCAAGGUGCUGUGAACUUUUCAGCUCCUGCAAAUGGAGAUGCCAUGGAAAUCUCAUAAGGAGCGUUGGUCAUAUUGCUCCGUGAAGAAGAUUGCACCAAAAAUCAGGUAAUACGACAUGGCACUGUGGUGCUGCUUCCGAGAGCGCUGCUCUGGCUCUCUAUCCUCUGCUUUCGUUUGAUCCUUUUUGUUUUACAUAUCUUAUGAUGUAGGAUAAGGCUGGCGCUUCUUCGAGCUCAUGUGCAUGGUUUGUUUGGUUUUGGGCUUCGAACUGGGAAUAAAAGAAUAUUUACUUCAAUGAUAAUCAUGAUGUUGAUAU
Messenger RNA from Aspergillus novofumigatus IBT 16806, 1749 nucleotides. RefSeq names its product RuvB family ATP-dependent DNA helicase reptin (gene rvb2). Gene Ontology annotation, cellular component: Ino80 complex; NuA4 histone acetyltransferase complex; Swr1 complex. The transcript has 3 exons. NCBI's taxonomy places the organism in Eukaryota, Fungi, Ascomycota, Eurotiomycetes, Eurotiales, Aspergillaceae. Gene Ontology annotation, biological process: chromatin remodeling; regulation of transcription by RNA polymerase II; box C/D snoRNP assembly. Bases 81 to 1490 code for a protein of 469 amino acids. Gene Ontology annotation, molecular function: DNA helicase activity; ATP binding; ATP hydrolysis activity. The record is from RefSeq and is a predicted model, not a curated record.